AUGCCGUUCACGGCUCGUUCAUCACCUCCACGUGGAGCGAAAUUGGAUAUGAGUGCAGAGGAAAGAGAUCAGAGAACAUUAUUCAUAUUGCAGAUUGCUCGACAGACACGACCACGGGAUUUGGAAGAGUUCUUCAGUGCUGUUGGCAGUGUACGAGAUGUGCGAAUAAUUACGGAUUCGCGUACAGGACGAUCUAAAGGAAUUGCAUACGUAGAAUUCUGGGAAGAAGAAAGCGUUCCAUUAGGACUAGCCCUUAGCGGGCAGAAGCUGCUUGGAGCUCCCUUAGUAAUUCAGCGUACGUGCGCUGAACGUAAUCGGGCAGCCAAUGCUACGAUUGGAACUACUCUCGGAUUUGGACCGGCUCCUUCGAAGGGACCAUGCAAAUUGCAUGUAUCUCAUUUGCAUCCCAACAUCACGGAAAGCAUGUUAGAUGGCAUAUUUGAUGCAUUUGGACGUGUGGAAAAGAUAGAGGUUGUGAAAGAUCCAGCUGGUAAUAGCUUAGGAUAUGCCUUUGUGACGUUCAAAUUGACAGAGGAUGGUACAAAAGCAAUGGAACAGUUGAAUGGUUUCGAGAUUGCUGGGAAACCUAUUAAAGUUUUUUUAGAUGGUUUUUUCUCAUUCUAUCGAUCUGACGAAGAGUCAAUACGGCAACGAAGUUUAGACGACGUAGCCGACGAGAAACAAGGCCUUGCCCUAGGACAGGGUGGGCGCAUUCAGCUCAUGGCGAAACUCGCCCAAGGUACUGGAAUUGAAUUGCCACAGGCUGCUCAACAAGCUCUUCAACAACAAGCUGCAGAUCCUACUAUUCCAGCAAUAGCAACGCAAUGUUUUAUGUUAUCAAAUAUGUUUGAUCCGAAAACUGAAACUCGUCCUAUGUGGGCGGCUGAAGUACGCGAUGAUGUCAUUGAAGAAUGUUAUAAGAAUGGUGGCGCGCUUCACGUAUACGUAGAUACGGCUAGUCCACAAGGCAAUGUGUAUGUGAAGUGUCCGUCAAUUGCGAACGCUCAUAAAAGUGUUUCCGCUCUUCAUGGACGUUGGUUCAGCGGAAAGGUAAUUACUGCCAAUUAUGUACCCGUGUCUUCAUAUCACGAACUAUUCCCGGAUGCUGUAGUGGCACGAAAUAUCCUUGUACCGAAACCGCAGGACCAGGCAAUGCUGCCUGCACAAGCACCGGUUACGAAUUUCGCUGUGCUCCCUCCUCCAACAGUGUCUGGAUACAGUGGCCCUGCUCCACAAGCAGGAUUUUAUUGA
Angiostrongylus costaricensis is the source of this 1251-nucleotide messenger RNA. Lineage: Eukaryota; Metazoa; Nematoda; Chromadorea; Rhabditida; Metastrongylidae. The record is from the annotation of a GenBank genome assembly.